Messenger RNA from Trypanosoma conorhini, 822 nucleotides. RefSeq names its product Smad nuclear-interacting protein 1. Gene Ontology annotation, molecular function: mRNA binding; protein binding. Lineage: Eukaryota; Euglenozoa; Kinetoplastea; Trypanosomatida; Trypanosomatidae. The transcript has a single exon. Gene Ontology annotation, cellular component: nucleus. Bases 1 to 822 code for a protein of 273 amino acids. The record is from RefSeq and is a predicted model, not a curated record.
AUGGAAAGGCCCUUCUACGGGCGGACAGGGGCGCUGAAUGACGCGCGUCAGGGCCUCGCAGCGACGGGGUCGCGUUUUUCGGGGGGCCGUCCAGCGAAGUGGUUUCCGUCGCUGCUGACGGUGCCGCAGCGUGUGCUGCAUAGCAUCACAGCGGGGGACGGCGUCGACCAAAGCAUUCUCCACCUACUUCGCGUGGCGUGCGUUUACGAGGAGCUGCGGAGGAGGCACACGGAUGGCACGCGCCACGGUGCCCUGCUUCGCGAUGUGUUGAGGUGGCAUCAAAUAUCGCUCGGCCAAGGCGCCGACUGCCGCUCCGCGGGCGCUGCGGACGACAUGUUCCAGCCGUAUGUCCCGGCGUACAACAUCUGCGUGCUGAAGGCGGGGCAGCCUGUGGCGACCCACGCCGCGGUCUCGCGCCGGGCGGUGACGCUUGUGGGCAAAGAUCGGGACGUGAACGACAUCCCCACCGACCACCCAAGUUGCUCCGCCCAGCACGCUGCACUGGAGGUUCGCUUCGUCUACGCCCACGCUGAGGCGCUGGACCGGCAGACAACUGCGUGCAUGGGGGAGCGGACGAUGAUGGACUGGGGGUCGGCGCAGGACAUUGGCAGGCUCUGCGACUGCGUGCGGGAGGCGAUGGCGGAGUUGGGCGACGGCGCGGACGCGUGGCUGAUGGAGCUGCAGGUGCUGGACCUUGGCUCAACCAACGGCACACGCCUCAACGGUGAGCGGCUGCAGCCGUUUAUCCCCACGACACUUAUCGAGGGUGACGUUUUGACCUUCGGUCUUUCGACGAGGAGCUACGUUGUGGUGCGGCCGUAG